Messenger RNA from Adineta steineri, 501 nucleotides. NCBI's taxonomy places the organism in Eukaryota, Metazoa, Rotifera, Eurotatoria, Adinetida, Adinetidae. The record is from the annotation of a GenBank genome assembly.
AUGGCUCUUAGUGAUGGAAAACAUGUCAUGCUGUCUUAUAAUUGGAAAAGUCAAAAAAUCGUUUCUAGAGUAUAUGAUAUUCUAAAAGCUGAAAACAUUCCAGUUUGGUUUGAUGUACAAGGAGGCAUGAAAGAUGAUAUUUACAAGAGCAUGGCAGAAGGAGUAGAAAAUGCUGCAAUCGUAUGUUGUUUCAUGACACCAGAAUAUCAAGAAUCGGAAAAUUGUCAACUGGAAUUAACAUAUGCAGAAAAACAACAUAAACGAAUUAUUGCAUGUUUAAUUGAUGAGGAAAAAAAUUGGAGACCGUCUAAUUGGCUAGGAUUAAUAACAGCAAAACUCUUAUAUGUUCAUUUCAAAGAUGAUUCAGAAGAAGGUAUUCAAAUAAAAACGAAAGAAUUAAUUGAUCGAAUAAAAGAGCAUUCAGCGUCUGCUGAAUCAAUUUAUUAUGAGGCUGGUGGAGGUUUGCAAAAUUAUAAACUAAUGGGCAAACCGAGUGUAUAA